Molecule: messenger RNA, 1028 nt
Organism: Leptonychotes weddellii (Weddell seal)
Lineage: Eukaryota; Metazoa; Chordata; Mammalia; Carnivora; Phocidae
Source: RefSeq, a predicted model, not a curated record
UUUCCGUUUCCACCACCUCUUCCUCUUCCGGUCCUCGGGGACGCCCUACCGGGUGGCUCUUCACCUCCAGCUCCGGCGUGGGAGACGAUAUUCGUCAUGGCGAUGUUUGAGCAGAUGAGAGCGAACGUGGGCAAGUUGCUCAAGGGUAUCGACAGGUACAAUCCUGAGAAUCUGGCCACCCUGGAGCGGUAUGUGGAGACGCAGGCCAAGGAGAAUGCCUACGAUCUGGAAGCCAACCUGGCCGUCCUGAAGCUGUACCAGUUCAACCCAGCCUUCUUUCAAACCACAGUCACCGCCCAGAUCCUGCUGAAGGCCCUCACCAACCUGCCCCACACAGACUUCACACUGUGCAAGUGCAUGAUUGAUCAGGCACAUCAAGAAGAACGGCCAAUCCGACAGAUUUUGUACCUCGGAGACCUGUUGGAGACCUGCCACUUCCAGGCCUUCUGGGCCGGGGCACGUGUGCACGCACCCACGUCUGACCUUCCUGCCAAAGUCCUCCAUCCUCUGGAUGCUCCUUCCCUUUCUUGCUCGAACUGGAUCCACACCCUCCACUUCUGCCAGGGUCCUCCUCACCGUCAUCCCCAGGCCCAUCUCUCCCCCACAAAACCCCUCAGUCCUGAAGCCCGGGUGUUGGCACUUCCUGCCCCACUCUCUUGGUCUCAGCCCCUGACAGCCUCGCCUCCUUUCCAAGCCCUGGAUGAAAACAUGGACCUCCUGGAAGGUAUAACCGGCUUUGAAGACUCUGUCCGAAAAUUUAUCUGCCACGUUGUGGGCAUCACCUAUCAGCACAUUGAUCGCUGGCUGCUGGCUGAGAUGCUCGGGGAUCUGACGGACAGCCAGCUAAAGGUGUGGAUGAGCAAGUACGGCUGGAGCGCUGAUGAGUCGGGCCAGAUCUUCAUCUGUAGCCAGGAGGAGAGCAUCAAGCCCAAGAACAUCGUGGAGAAGAUCGACUUCGACAGUGUGUCCAGCAUCAUGGCCUCCUCCCAGUAACUCGGCAGGCGUUGAAUAAAGAGUUGUUGGCUUAA